Messenger RNA from Nasonia vitripennis (jewel wasp), 1021 nucleotides. RefSeq names its product importin subunit alpha-5-like. The coding region runs from base 626 to 940 and encodes 104 amino acids. The record is from RefSeq and is a predicted model, not a curated record. Gene Ontology annotation, molecular function: nuclear import signal receptor activity. Gene Ontology annotation, biological process: NLS-bearing protein import into nucleus. NCBI's taxonomy places the organism in Eukaryota, Metazoa, Arthropoda, Insecta, Hymenoptera, Pteromalidae. Gene Ontology annotation, cellular component: nucleoplasm; nucleus. The transcript has 3 exons.
UACUCAUUUCACGGCUUGCAGCCGUAAGUACAUAUGGAACGACCAAAGCUGAUAAGAUAGCAGACCGCUUCCAAGAGGACGAUCUGCAACACCUGCAGCUGUUCACCUAGUACGGAAGGCUCGCGCUCAAGAAGUUUGGCAGCACGCCCUUACACAGAGGUUGCAGUUCCUCCACAGACUAGAGCUAUCCCUACGAGGCGGCCUACGAUGCCGAAGGUGGCCACAAGAUCUUGAAGAGGCGCCUCGAGAUCUCGGACAUGCAGUAUCCGGAACUGCAGAAUUUCAGGAAACGCAUAGCCUCGUGCUUCUCGAAUAUCUCCUGCUUCCUCAUGCCCCAUCCAGGCUUGAGAAUAGCCACCAAUCCCAACUUUGACGGAAGGCUGUCCAAUAUCGAGAACGAGUUCAAGUCUGUCAUGGGCAUUAUUUAUAUACUGUUGGUAGCAUUUGUAAUACACAUGCGACAUUCACAGAUUUGAUCUGAAAAACCGAGUGUGGAGCUGAGUUCAAAACUCUUAAAGAAGCUGCCUGGGCUAUAACCAAUGCCACAAGUGGAGAAACAGCAGAUCAGAUUCGAUACUUAGCAGAUCAAAAUUGUAUUCUUCCAUUAUGCGAAUUGUUAAAAGUAAUGGACGCAACGAUUAUUCAAAUGGCAUUGAAUGGUUUAGAAAAUAUUUCACGCCUUCGAGAACAAGAUGCAGUCCAUCACAAUGGUGUUAAUCCAUACUGCGUUCUUAUUGAACAAUGUUUUUUCGGCCUAGAUAAAAUAGAAUUUUUACAAUCUCAUCAAAAUUUCGAAAUUUACUUGAAAGCCUUCGACAUCAUUGAGCGUUACUUUGGCUCGGAAGAGGAGGAAUCAAAAAUUGCUCCAUCAGUUGAUUCUCAUGGACAACAGUUUCAAUUUCCCACUGUAGAUAUCGUGAGUGGGCUGUACAGCAAAUAAAGUUUUAGACAUUCUGUAUAUACUGCAUAUUUUGUUUCCUACAUGUAAGAUCAUAAAUAAAGAUAUGCUAUGAUAAAGUCA